AUGCGGGGACUCGUACUUGCAAGUGAGAGAUUUAGCUCUCUCUUGGUGGUUCCCUCGUGCGGUCGCAAUCGGUCCACUCAAUUCGCUCUUUGCGCUGGGCCCACUCGAGUGAUAGUACCCGCCCGCGAUUCCACUCAGUGGAGGUCCUUCACCAACAACAUUCCCAGAGAUGCUUCCUGGAAUGUGAAUAAUGACCCCCCGAAUGAUCGGAGAUCCUCUCGAGCCCGUGUCGCAAGCUCCCGGCUGAGUACGACAAGUAUUCUAGAAGGUGGUGGCAGUCAUUAUGACCACGUACCCCACACCGCUGAUGUGGUACUAAGUACCGACGAGGACCUGAGUGCACUGAAGGCAACAUUCUAUGAGAUUAUACAGGAUGGCCAACCUGAUCAGGUUAUGGACGCUCUGCUCGAUCCUCGCAACGAAGAGUUGGUUGGUUCGAUGCCUCAGACCGUAUUCGUUGAAGUAUUCCAUUUACUAUCUCCCGCUUACUUUGUGGUUCCCUAUCGCGAGAUCCACCGGCCGAUCCAUCCAAGUGCCGCGAAACUCAAGAGAUUUGAGUCGCUAGACUCCAUCUUCGAUGAUUUUGCGACCAAAUUGGCUACGGUGGUUUCAAUUCGACGGUCGGCCGGUCAGGCCCUUGGUCUAGCAGAGUACACUCACCUGCUGGAUUGUGCACGGUCCAUUGGAGAUGCUCUCAUGGCCGAUUACAUUUGGCAUAGCAUGACAGAAGACGAAGUCGUUCCAGACGUCACAUGCUACAAUUAUUACAUGGAAGCCAAGGUCUGGGACAAGGCCUAUACCGGGCGAGAGAGAUAUCACACAAGGAUGACGCCUUACGCUUAUCGGCACAGAAGGUUUUUCCAUCCAAAUGUUGGUUGGCAGGGCUACCGUACCGCUGAAAAGAGCGUUCGAAAGGAAGUGCUCCAGAUAUUCAACAGGAUGACCGAACAGGGGUAUCAUGGUGAUGAGGUCACUUUUAUCAAUGUGAUGUUGGCAUCUAGCCGUGUGGGCCAUGUACAGGGGAUGAAGAACGUGCUCAAAGUAGCGUGGAAUGUUGACAUCGAUGCGCUCGCGACACUGGAUCCGUCUGAAUUACCUCCAGCCACUAGUUAUGACCGAUCGUCUCCUCUGUACCCUUCAAGUCGCCUCCUGUUUGCAAUCGCCCAUGCUUUCGGCACGAACAAUGAUAUUUCCGGUGCAUUGCGAGCUAUUGAGUUCAUUUCAAACUCGUAUGAUAUCCCUGUCCCGGAAACAGUCUGGCUUGAACUGCUUGAGCGCUCCUUUGUCCUAUCACGGAAUCGGUUCGGUCCUGACGCCAAGCGGAAUUCAUUAGGCAAAGUGCCUCCGGAGUUUGUGAAGGGUGUAUUCGAAACAAUGACGUCGAGCAAUUUCAAUGUUCGUCCUACAAUCGAUGUGCAUCGUAUCCUUGCAAAGACAGCAUGGGACCAAGCCAGGCUGUCGGAAUUCCAACAGCACAUGUGUGCUGCUUACGACCUUUUGCGAGAAGCCAGACAGAAGCGGAGGACAGCGAGAGACAUUAUCGAAGCUUAUCUAGGAGGGGCUUCCCGACGGGGGUCGCGAAUUGACACGACGCUUUUACAAUCACGAGGGUUUGCCGAGGCGGUACACACCUACGACGUCCUCCGAUUGCGCACCGCCCAGCAGACCAUUACUAUGGAACGCUUCGCGAGACUCCUCGUUACACACAAACGGUGGACAGGCCGCGACAAUCCGGUAUGGGAACGCUGUCUCCUCCCUCAAAUGCUUGAGGAAUGGCAAGAUUUUCUACCACAGUCCUUCCAGUACCGCGUCAGGGAUGGCCAAGUCAAUCUCCUAGGUGCGACGCACUGGGGCCAACAUAGAUUGACACUCCACAAUAGGGUUGCAGUCCGUCGACCUACUGCGGAGAACGGCGUUGUACUAGACGAGGAGGCCGUGGAAAUGGACGACGACUUCGUCUGGGCGCAGUAUCUACGUUCUAACCCGGAUCUCGACUUAAACGCCGCGCCACUGAAGCGGCUCUUCUCCGGAGUGGUCGAGAGGACCCGCAGACCCAGGCCUUCUACCCUAGAUAGAGGAUAUGUUUCCGAGCCCCAAAAGCUGGACUCUGAGGCCGACGAACUGUCUGAUCUGCCGGAGGAAGAAUAUGCCGGAACACAAUGGACUGCACAGAGACAGAAGGGAAGAGAAGCACCGGGCGUUAUACCUGGGACCUUUGACAUGAUAUUUUCUUAG
This is a messenger RNA of Aspergillus oryzae RIB40, 2235 nucleotides long. RefSeq lists its product as uncharacterized. The coding region runs from base 1 to 2235 and encodes 744 amino acids. Gene Ontology annotation, molecular function: protein binding. NCBI's taxonomy places the organism in Eukaryota, Fungi, Ascomycota, Eurotiomycetes, Eurotiales, Aspergillaceae. The transcript has a single exon. The record is from RefSeq and is a predicted model, not a curated record.